AACUAUUUUCUCUGCAAAAAUGGAAGGUUGUUGCAAUGAACGCCUUGAUUUUGGCAAAAUGGGUUAUGGAUGCAAGCACUAUAGGAGAAGAUGCAAGAUUAGAGCCCCUUGCUGCAAUGAGGUCUUUGACUGCAGACAUUGUCACAAUGAAGCCACGAGCAUGUUGCGUAAGAUUUUUGAUAGGCAUGAACUAGUUCGACAAGAUGUCACACAGGUCAUCUGCUCAGUUUGUGAUACCGAACAGCCAGUUGCUCACGUUUGUACGAAUUGUGGUGUCAAUAUGGGGGAAUACUUUUGUGAAGUCUGCAAAUUCUAUGAUGAUGAUAUAGACAAAGGGCAGUUUCAUUGUGAUGAUUGUGGAAUCUGCAGAGUUGGUGGUCGCGAGAACUUCUUUCAUUGCAACAAGUGUGACUCUUGUUAUUCAGUUAGUCUGCGUAAUAACCACUUGUGCGUGGAGGACUCCAUGCGGCAUCAUUGUCCCAUUUGUUAUGAGUUUCUAUUUGAUUCUCUGAAAGACACAACUGUAAUGAAAUGUGGACACACAAUGCAUACAGAAUGCUACCACGAGAUGAUAAAGCGUGACAAAUACUGCUGUCCGAUAUGUUCUAGAUCAACUCUAGACAUGACCAAAGCUUGGAAAAGAAUGGAUGAGGAGAUUGAAGAGACAAUCAUGCCUGAGGAUCUUAGAUAUAAGAAGGUUUGGAUUCUUUGUAAUGACUGUAAUGACACAACUGAAGUAUACUUCCACAUAAUCGGGCAGAAGUGCAGACACUGUCAAUCAUACAACACCCGUAUGAUUGCACCUCCCGUUCUUCCUCAAUAGCAACUUUCUACUCCAGAAAAACUGAUUGUUUGUGCUGCUGAAACCUGGUGCAGCGGACGUGAAACAGAAGAAAUUUAUGGUGUUACCU
Molecule: messenger RNA, 911 nt
Organism: Solanum verrucosum
Lineage: Eukaryota; Viridiplantae; Streptophyta; Magnoliopsida; Solanales; Solanaceae
Product: E3 ubiquitin-protein ligase MIEL1
Exons: 12
Coding region: 20-823 (267 amino acids)
Biological process (GO): ubiquitin-dependent protein catabolic process; protein ubiquitination
Cellular component (GO): nucleus
Molecular function (GO): ubiquitin protein ligase activity; zinc ion binding
Source: RefSeq, a predicted model, not a curated record